AUGGGCUUCAAAUCCACCCUGGCACGCUGCAUGCGAAAGGACCGUCUCUCCAAAAGACUCUCGGCAACAAGCACCAAGGUCCACGACGAAGACUCAAACGAUCUAAUCAAAACAACCUCCGAAACAGUCUCGACCCGCGCAAGCAUGGAGUCCACCUUAACCAUGGUGCACCACUCGUUCCACGAACCAGUCCUGCCAGGCGAGUCGCCGGCGAACCGCAUGCAGAUCAGGACAGAUAGUGGGAAUAUGCGGACGUUAUUUGAUGAAGACACUACUUCCAACCAACCGACAGACCGCGCUACCAAGGCGCUGUCUAGACCCGCAUAUCCGAUUUUGAAAUUGGAUUGUCGGUCGCCUGUCGAUGCACCGAGGAGGGUGUUGCAGGAGCCUUGGGAGAUGUCAACAGAUGGGAAUAGGAGCAAAACCCCGGUGAUUGCUGGUUAUCCCGGAAAGGGUGCUUCGGGCUUUUCGUCUAAGACAACGGCCCAGGAGGGUCUUUCGCCCACUGAGAAAGUUGUGGCCGAGAAGAAGGAUAAGAGGUCUAUGGCGGCUUUGCUGAAAAGACAUUGUGGAUUGAACAUCCCGCGCUCGUCGAUUUCAAUUAAGGCUUCGCGCGAUCUUCAGUCGCCGAAGUGGUUGGAUUCUGCUGGGGUUACGGAGGAGGAGGCUUUGGUGGAUAAGCAGGAUGGGAAGUGGGUGGAGGUGGAUUUGCAUGAUGAGAGGAGGAGGAAUAGUGUCUGGGGUGGUGUUGCGCUUGGGAGACUUUGGUAA
This is a messenger RNA of Penicillium roqueforti, 771 nucleotides long. RefSeq lists its product as uncharacterized. The transcript has a single exon. Lineage: Eukaryota; Fungi; Ascomycota; Eurotiomycetes; Eurotiales; Aspergillaceae. The record is from RefSeq and is a predicted model, not a curated record. Bases 1 to 771 code for a protein of 256 amino acids.